Messenger RNA from Somion occarium, 2189 nucleotides. The record is from the annotation of a GenBank genome assembly. NCBI's taxonomy places the organism in Eukaryota, Fungi, Basidiomycota, Agaricomycetes, Polyporales, Cerrenaceae.
GAAACUGAGCCUAACAUGCGGCUACCAACCGCAGAAUUCAACAGCUCAUGCGUCCGGCAUCCGUCGGACGUAUUAAAGCAACGACAAUAUUAACGGCCGCAUAUUGGUCGAGAAAUGUUGACGGGACUUUAAAGGAUGACUAAUCCUAACAGUUCUGAACACAGUGUACAGAACAAACCAACAUUCUGCCAGUGGGCGCCGGUACGCAAGAUCGCCAGCCGACACCGUAGAGCGCUGUCGCACACUCUAGUAUGCUGAUUUGGAGCCAUAUGGCAACAUGGCGACGAUAGGCCUUCACAAGGGAGGACGUCAGUGGGCACUCUGAAGCAGAGCGUCAACCAAACACUCUGUUUUGCUGAUGAAGCUGAAGUCCCCGGCCCUAUGAAGUCAGCAUUUCUCCCACGGCGGCAGCAUUGUGCUGCAGCGUCAAUGGUCAACGGAACAGGUAGAGGCAAUUUCGCAGCUGUAACGCUGGUCUUCAGGUAUAAAUGGUGCUGCGCGAUGCUCGACUAAGACAGCGCAGAAAUCUUCUGCCUUUCUCUAGGGCGUACGCUGCAAUCGGCCCUGUUGCUGAUUUGCAUAUUGUCAACAAGGACAUUGCACCUGACGGUGUACUUCGUCCAACUGUCCUUGCAGGCGGUACAUUCCCCGGCACCCUCAUUACUGGGCAGAAGGGUGACAACUUCAAGCUCAAUGUCAUCGACGAUCUGACCGAUGAACGCAUGCUGACGCCGACAUCCAUACAUUGGCAUGGGUUCUUCCAGAAGGGAACUAACUGGGCUGAUGGUCCCGCAUUCGUCACGCAAUGCCCCAUCACCAGUGAAAACUCUUUCCUUUACGACUUUAAUGUACCAGAUCAAGCCGGCACCUUCUGGUAUCACAGCCAUUUGUCUACUCAGUACUGCGAUGGUUUGCGCGGGGCCUUCGUUGUCUACGAUCCUCAUGAUCCUCAUGCGCAGUUGUACGAUGUUGACGAUGACAGCACUGUCAUUACUUUGGCCGACUGGUACCACGUUCUUGCACAGACGGUUGUUGGAGCUGUCGACCCCGAUGCAACUCUUAUCAAUGGAUUAGGAAGGUCACCCUCUGGAGAACCUGACUCAGAACUAGCGGUCAUCAGCGUUGAACGUGGCAAGCGUUACCGUUUCCGACUGGUAUCAAUCUCUUGCGACCCCAACCAUACCUUUUCUAUCGAUAACCACACAAUGACAGUCAUUGAGGCGGAUGGUGUAAACACUCAGUCGUUGACUGUUGAUUCCAUUCGAAUCUUUGCUGGACAACGUUACUCCUUCGUCCUUCAUGCUAACCAACCCAAAGCCAACUAUUGGAUCCGCGCCAGGCCCAACAUUGGCAAGAAUACAACUACGCUAGGCGGAAUGAACUCUGCUAUCCUCCGCUAUGUCGGAGCCCCCGAGAAUGAACCGACAACUGUCGAGAUUCCCAGUACGACUCCACUGAUUGAAUCUAAUCUCCGCCCGCUGGUUCACACGCCUGUGCCUGGAAGACCCGUUCCUGGAGGGGCGGAUAUCGUCAAGAACUUGAAUCUGACCUUCAGUAACGGCCGCUUCAGUAUCAACAACGCUUCUUUCAGAGAUCCCACUGUUCCAGUCCUGCUUCAGAUUCUCAGUGGAGUACAGAACGCUCAAGACUUGCUUCCUCCUGGCAGUGUCAUCGGGCUCGAACUAGGAAAGGUUGUCGAAGUGGUUCUUCCGGCUGGUGCCAUCGGUGGUCCCCAUCCUUUCCAUUUGCAUGGGCAUAACUUCUGGGUAGUUCGCAGCGCGGGAACUGAUCAGUAUAACUUCAACGAUGCUAUUCUCCGAGAUGUUGUCAGUAUUGGAGACCCUGGCGACCAGGUCACCAUUCGAUUCGUGACUGACAAUCCCGGUCCAUGGUUCCUUCAUUGCCAUAUUGAUUGGCAUCUCGAAGCUGGAUUCGCGGUCGUCUUUGCUGAGGGAAUCAACCAGACUGCUGCUGCUAACCCAACCCCCCCGGAUUGGGAUGAACUGUGCCCUAAGUACAACGCACUCAACCCAGGCGAAAAGGUGAAGCCGAAGAAGGGCACAGCCAUAUAAUACAACCAGGGUGAUAUUUCCCAAAUCUCAUUAAAGACAUUAUUAUGCAACUUUCGUUCGAUGACUAGGAACUCGUUCAAGUGGUGCCCCGUAACUCUUGUACUGAAACAUAUCUAU